This is a messenger RNA of Macrobrachium nipponense, 2160 nucleotides long. It is a transcript of the gene Nup75, whose product is annotated as nuclear pore complex protein Nup85-like. Lineage: Eukaryota; Metazoa; Arthropoda; Malacostraca; Decapoda; Palaemonidae. The record is from RefSeq and is a predicted model, not a curated record. The coding region runs from base 74 to 2047 and encodes 657 amino acids. The transcript is spliced from 15 exons. Gene Ontology annotation, cellular component: nuclear pore outer ring. Gene Ontology annotation, molecular function: structural constituent of nuclear pore. Gene Ontology annotation, biological process: mRNA export from nucleus; positive regulation of DNA-templated transcription; protein import into nucleus.
GCGAAGUCUCAACCUUAAACCUGAAACUGUAAACAGUCGCUGACAAAUAAUUCUGCCGCCGCCACGGGCAAACAUGGAAGAUUCAAAACGGUCCGGAAGAAUUUGGGAUGUCCCUGAUCCUCUAUUGGUUGGGGGAAUGCAUGGCGUUCUUGGAGGAUUAAACUCCUUUAUGCUGUUUCCUCAUAAGGCUGUUCCACGAAAUGAAGAGACACAUGCAAAACUUCCAGAUGAUGCUAAAAUGUACCAAGUUGAUUCAUCUAGCUGGCUUUGGGGGAAUCAUGCUCGCAAGCUGGUCAAUGAAAGUGUUGGGACAUUUAUUGCGCUGCAGACUGCAUUUGUCGAGCCUGAACCAGACAGCUGUAUACCCAUACUUGUUAAAAAGUCUAGAGAAUAUAGGUCCAUGAUACAAGCAUGCAACAGCGAGAUCACUGCAGACCUGCAAUCCAUGGAGACUGACAAUGGUCAGAAGGGAGAAGAGGAGGAGUUGGCAGAAUGUGCUCAGCUUCUUUCCAAAAUGGAGCUAAUUUUGAGUCUUAUAGAAAUCCUGUUCAUUGACAAAAAACCAGGUGGUUUGGUCUUGGGACAGCUCGUGGCUUGGAUCGUUCACCAUUUCCCUAAGUGCAGUGACAAGGGAGAUGAAGCCAUGGCAUCUGAUCAUCCACAUCAACAUCCCUCUUAUUGGGAUGCUAUAUAUGGAUUGGUACUGCAAGGUCAGAUGGAAAGUGUCCGAAAUAUGUUAGCCCAUCAUCCAGAUGCAAGCACUGAUCCAUUUCUUUCAAUGGAUGAGCUUUUGAGAAAAAUGCCAGUAUAUCAGGCAUAUUCUGGAGUGUCAGAGGCCGAGUUCACUGUUAGGUGGCAACACUGGCAGAGUGAAUGUGAACGUCGACUUCAAGAUGGCCACUUCACAACAUGUCACCAGUUGAAGGCAACAUGCCAGAUUCUGUGCGGAGAUCAGUCUACAAUUAACGGCUUGAUUGAUUUGAUGGACACUUGGUAUCAUCUUAUGGUGUCCACACUCCUGUUUACUAACCCAACCAUCAAAUUAUUCCGCUUACACAGUGCAGCACAGGAUGCUAUAAAUGUUUUGGGUGGUGAACAGGGUAUUACUCCCCUUGAUCAUGUCUUGCUUGCUGCUAUGGAGGCUGACGCCCAUGAGGUGAUUAAAGAGUGCCAACUGGUCCUGGAUAACAGCUGGUUCACAGCUCAUGUAAUGGAUCUCUUGUACCAUACUUUGGCCCUGAAGACAGAACAAAAAUUUCUUCCAGAACUUCGUGAAUCCCUAUUACUAGAUUAUGCCAGUGUACUGGUAGGGCACCCAAGUCUAUGGCAAGUUGGCAUUUUGUACUUAGACCACUGUGGCCCAUCAGGGUUGGCUAUGUCACAGGCUGUUCUACAGCGAAUUCCACUAACAGAUGAUUCCCGGGCUUCCAAAAUAAUUCAGAUGGCCGGUGAUAGGGAUUUUGAAAGUGUUGUCGUUAGCAUAUGUCGAGUGAUGGGUCGCCGUGCACUCUCUCAGGAUCGACUGGGUGCUGCCAUCUGGUGGGGAGUGCGCUCUAGGGAUUCAGCUUUUACUUCACAUCUUGCUCACCAGAUUCUUCACAAAUACAUAGCCGAGGGUAGGUUUGAAUCUUCACCACUCCUAGAUCAUUUAGGUCCAGCUAUGUUGCUGUCUGACACCUUAACAUUCUUAGGCAAGUACAGAGAAUUCCACACAAUGUACCAGGACGGCAACUUUCAUGAUGCUGCAUCACUUCUUGUUUCUUUGAUAUCCUCUAAAUUAGCGCCAGAAUAUUUUUGGCCUGUAUUGCUGCUGGAUGCUUUGCCACUUUUGAAGAGUGAGGACCCUGUCAUCUCAGCAGAACAGACUUACGAACUGAUGUAUUGUCUGCACAAUCUCAGUAACCUGAGUAGCAAAACCUUGGAUAAUCCUAUGGAAACAGAAGCAGCAAAAGCAGCAUUUGCUCACAAAGAGAAGGAGAUAAGAUUAGCGCUCUCAAAUAAUUUAGCGCGAGCCAUUAUUCAUGAGGGAACUCUUAUUGAAGACUGACUUGCUUUAUAAUUAGAGUAUGAUGUAAGAUCUUUUAUAUGUAUAUUUUUUUGUACUUGAUGAGUGAUGACAAACGUGAUUUAGCACUCAUUGAUUAUAGUAUAAUAAAACUA